Molecule: messenger RNA, 888 nt
Organism: Aureobasidium pullulans EXF-150
Lineage: Eukaryota; Fungi; Ascomycota; Dothideomycetes; Dothideales; Saccotheciaceae
Exons: 2
Coding region: 1-888 (295 amino acids)
Source: RefSeq, a predicted model, not a curated record
AUGGCAUCCGCAGACAAGCCCCACGCAGCUCCCCAGCCAGCGUACCUUCCAACAGCAGGCAGCAUUUUGAAUGCCGACAAGAGCUUCUACGACUCUCUAGCCAACAGCAAAUCCAGAACAUUGAAACAGACCAUUGACAUACCACCAAGAUCGGCCAAAGCCUGGAAAGUCCCCGCAGGAAGCAUCGUCCGUUUCUCCACCCCCGAAGGCGCCCAAGUUGGUGACUUGAACAUUUGGAACCUGGCCAACCCACGCGAAAGAUUUUGGGCAUCUCGCACAAGACAGUUGCAAGCUAGUCACGUCACUGUAUACGAUCGACUCUGGAGCUGCUUGCCUUAUUUGAGGCCGAUGGUCACAAUCAUCGCCGACUCCUUGAAGGACUAUGGUGUGGAUCAAUGGGGUGGCAGAUGUCAUGAUCUGCUCGGGACUCGUUGUGAUCCUUAUGUGAACACUAUGCUCACUGGAGAUCAAUACGACUACCACUGCCAUUCGAACUUGACUAGAGCGGUGGUACCAUACGGUCUAACCGAGUUUGACGUUCACGACGUCAUCAACGUCUUCCAAGUCACCGGUUUGAAUGCUGAGGGCAAGUACUUCAUGGAACCCAGCCCAGCCAAGAAGACAGACUAUCUCGAAUUCUUCGCUGAGCAAGACGUUCUGAUGGCAUUGUCUGCAUGUCCUGGUGGUGAUCUUAGUGCUUGGGGUUGGGGUGAAGGUGGUGCCGGCGAGGAGGGCGAGAAGAAGAGCAUGUUGGAUUGCUGCCGGCCCCUCAGAGCAGAAGUAUACAGCUUGGACGAUGAGGCAUUGCUGCAAGAUUGGACACAAUUCCAGCCUCCGAAGUACACUGGAAUCCACGGCAUGAAGGUGCCUGUCGGUGAAAAUGUCUAG